GGGCCCUCAGAGAACCUCCACUAUUUUUUAGAAUACAUGGUCCAGUUGUUUGCAGUGCCCCUUCAUCUAUCAUCACAUCGGUUUUUUACAUAUGUGUUUUUUAUACAUGUUUUUUUCUCCUGUGAUUUAUUUUGAUACACUUCGCCGCGUCUCUGAUGCCCCCUUAGCCCCACCCACGUCUUUGAAACACCAACAGCGCCAAACUCAAGGCUCCGCAACGGGAAAAAUGACCACUGAGAGCGGGGAGCCGCAAUGGAGAAACGUGCAUUCGGUCUCAGGAGUGGUACCGCGUUCCAGACACGGUCACCGCGCUGCAGCCAUACGGGAGCUCAUUGUUGUGUUUGGUGGCGGAAACGAAGGGAUAGCCGAGGACCUCCAUGUUUACAACACUGUCUCAAAGCAGUGGUUUCUGCCUGCUGUGAGGGGCGACAUCCCGCCCGGCUGUGCUGCCCAUGGCUUUGUCUGCGAAGGCACUCGAAUACUGGUGUUUGGCGGCAUGUUGGAAUUUGGCAAAUACACCAACAGCCUGUAUGAACUUCAGGCUAGUCGCUGGCUGUGGAAGAAGCUGAAGCCCAGAGCUCCGAGGAAUGGCUCGCGUCCCUGCCCUCGGAUUGGACACAGCUUCACCCUUGUGGGUAAUAAGUGUUACCUGUUUGGAGGUCUGGUCAAUGAUAGUGAAAACCCCAACGGCAACAUACCAAGGUACAUGGGUGACCUGUAUGAGCUGGAGCUGCAGUCAGCAUCGGGUGCCAGAGGCUGGAACAUUCCAGAAACAAAAGGGGGCGGUCCUUCAGCGCGGGAGUCCCACAGCUCAGUGGCUUACAGUGGCCCCAACUCCCCGAAGCUCUACAUUUUUGGAGGAAUGCAAGGAUGCCGCUUAGAUGACCUCUGGCAGCUUGACCUUGACACGAUGGUGUGGUCAGCGCCUGAAACAAAGGGUUCCGUGCCACUUCCCAGAAGCCUUCACUCUGCCAGUUUAAUCGGAAACAAGAUGUAUGUUUUUGGAGGCUGGAUCUCUGUUCCAGAGUCAGACAAAUACGAUGCUUCAGGGACCAAAUGUAUCUGCAGUAGCUCUUUAAGCGUGCUCAACUUUGACACGAUGAGCUGGCAGAACUUGAGCCCAGAGGAGCAGGAGGACGACGACACUGAGUCCCAGCUGCAGAGUCAGGGACCCCAGAGUGAUGAUCCAUAUGCAUGUAGGCCCAGAGCCCGGGCUGGCCACUGCGCAGCCGCGGUCGGAUCCAGGCUUUACAUUUGGAGUGGCCGUGAUGGUUACCGUAAGAGCUGGAACUACCAGGUCUGCUGCAAGGAUCUCUGGUACCUGGAGACGGAUCGGCCAGCCACCCCAGAGGCGGUGUUACUCAUCAAAUCCACGGUGAGCUUGCUCCACGUGGCAUGGCGCCCCCUAGCUGCAGCAGACUGCUACGUCCUUCAGAUCCAACCUGUGAGUCCUCCCAAAGCUGCAGCCAACAGUCAACCUGGCAACGCAGCCGAGCCCAUGGGAACAGAUGGACAAGAGGGGAAGAGUAAAGAUCCCCAAGGCGUCCAGUCUCUUCAACCUCAAACUGAAAGAACUGCAAACAGAGAAGAGAAAACUUCAACUCAGGAAACUAUAGUGAAGUCAUCCGGCGGCUCAGCAGAGAAACAACCACCCGAUGGGAGAAGUGCUGCAGGGAGAGACUCACCAGUGUCGGACCUAAAAAGCUGCUUUGCUGGGCAGGAAAUAUUGGCAACAGAGGUCAGCAGAUCAGCUCAGCACCCAUCAGACAAGACAGCAGAUUUCUACGCCCAUGCUGAUCAGGCUCAGCAGAAUCCAGAGGAAGCAGUGUGGUUUGAUGUCGGUGUGUUCAAAACACUCUUCUCUGAGGUCAGCCACUACUUUCUCCCCGCUGACAGUGACCAGGUCACCACAGGUGUCAGCAGCCGGGCCACAAAUACUAAAGAGCCCUUCCCCCAGAGGAAGUUGCCGGGGCCUCAGGACUACCAGGGCAGGGAGAAGCAGGAGCUCGCUACAGGUCAGACCUACAGAUUCCGAGUCGCAGGCAUCAACUGCUUUGGCCAAGGACACUUCAGCCCAGUCAGUGAGUUCAAGACCUGCCAACCCGGUUUCCCUGGAGCACCCUCUGCUGUCAAGAUUACCAAGGUCAAUGAUUCAGUCCACAUCACAUGGGAUCCUCCGAGCUCCCCGUCGGGUCGGAUCCUAGAGUACUCCAUGUAUAUGGCGGUGAGGAAGACCCGCUCCACCACCUCAGAACGUCCGGGUCAGAUGGCCUUCAUCAGGAUCUACCGUGGCACCAAGACUUCCUGCUCGGUCAGCUCCACCCACCUGGUCAACGCCCACAUCGACUGCUCCGCCUCAAACCGGCCAGCCGUCGUCUUCCGCAUCGCCGCCAAGAAUGAGCAGGGCUAUGGCCCGGCAACGCAGAUCCGCUGGAUUCAAGAUCCCAGUAAAUUGCGAGCAUCUGCAUCCAAAGCAGACGGCAGUGCCAAGGCUGAGCAGGACGCGGCUGACAGCUCCAGCUGAAAAAGUUAGGUCCAAUGACGUGUUUGAGAAAAAGUCUGCACUCAGGAAGUUGGGGAUGUACGACACUCAGAUGUUAUAUGAUGCGUCGUAGAUGGUUUUCUUAAUUUAUUUUUUUAUGUAUUUAAUGAUUCCCUUGUAAAUAUAUACAGUAUACGUUUUCACAGAAAGCUGAAACACCUAACAUUGUUUAAGUAAUAAUACUAAUGUGAUGCAAUGGAACUAGCACCAAUAAUAUUUGUAUUUAAAUUUCUGUAAAGGUUGGCGAUGCCUUAGCUCUUACUCCCACUAAUGGUUUUUGUGUCCAGAUUGUACAUGAAACACAAGAGGUGAGAGGUUUUCAGGGCGAGUGCACAUCAGAAAGAAAAUGUUUUGUUCUUGUGGAUCACUUCUACAAUCUUAAUCCACACUGUUAGGUUAGGAGCUGUAAGUAAUCUUUCUGAUGAAAUGUUAUUUUGUCAUUAGAUUAUUUCCUUUUCCAGGUUUGGUUUAGGAUAUUUUUCUGGAUGUGUUUGUCAUAGUACAUGGCCAUGUUGAUCGGCAAAUGAUCUGUAUAUGUACAUUACAAACCUGCAUCACGUU
Messenger RNA from Scophthalmus maximus (turbot), 3103 nucleotides. It is a transcript of the gene hcfc2, whose product is annotated as host cell factor C2. Gene Ontology annotation, cellular component: histone methyltransferase complex. The transcript is spliced from 17 exons. Gene Ontology annotation, biological process: chromatin remodeling; regulation of DNA-templated transcription. The record is from RefSeq and is a predicted model, not a curated record. NCBI's taxonomy places the organism in Eukaryota, Metazoa, Chordata, Actinopteri, Pleuronectiformes, Scophthalmidae. Gene Ontology annotation, molecular function: protein binding; transcription coactivator activity. The coding region runs from base 92 to 2524 and encodes 810 amino acids.